AAUCCAAAAUGUUAUGAAUAGAUCUGAGGCUAAGAAGAAAGUUAAUGUGACAUGGAGGCUGUUGAUGUAUUAAAAGGGGCAGUUUCAACGAUUGAUACAGCCGUCACAGUUUUGGGUUAUGAGAAGAAAGUAGGGGUCAAUAGUACAGGUGAAGUGAAGCAGGAGAUCACAACCAUACCGAAGGAAGUAUUUAUUCCCCUUCAGAAAUCAAUGGUUUUCCUAAGAAUCGGCGGACUGUCUGGUGCCGUGGCUGUAUCAAUGGCUAUGUAUGGAACUCAUGCCUUUAAAUAUCGAGAUAAAAACUGGAACCAAUUACAAAAGAUUUACGAGAAUGGGUACAAAAUGCAUUUGUUGCAUUCUGUAGCACUUACGUGCGCAGACCUUUGUAACAAACCCUUGACUGGCAGUUUGUUUACCCUUGGGAUCCUUCUGUAUUCCGGUAGCUGUUAUGCCCAUGGCUUAAGUGGGAACGCAAAGUUUGGAAUCAUCACCUAUUUUGGAGAAGUUGUUCUUAUUUCUGCUUGGUUCAGCAUGUUGAUCAAUUGAGAAAAAUGAACUCGCUGACGUUGUUAGGUCACCGAUGUCACAGUUAAGGAAAAAAAUGUGAAAGAUAAAACAGUCACAUUUAUAUAAAUAUUUGACUUCUGUUACUAAAAGAUUUUUUAAGCCCCCGUAUCGAAGAUUCGGGGGUAUAUAGUUUUUGCCCCUUCCGUCCGUCUGUCUGUCUGUUUGCCAGCAAAAACUUUAAUCUUGCCCAUAACUUUUGAUUGGUUGGAGCUAUGGCUUUCAUAUUUCACAUGUGUAUUUCUUGUGACAAGACCUUUCUUUGGGUACCAUUAUAUGUGACGUUUUGACCUUGACCUUUGAGUUUGACCAAUUUUUGCAAAAAAUUAUGAGACUUUAACCUUGGCCAUAACUUUUGAACGGUUGGUGCUAGAGCUUUCCUACUUCACAUGUGUAAUCCUUGUGACAAGACCUUUCUUUAGAUACCGACAACUUUGACCUUUUGAC
Molecule: messenger RNA, 1011 nt
Organism: Saccostrea echinata
Lineage: Eukaryota; Metazoa; Mollusca; Bivalvia; Ostreida; Ostreidae
Product: transmembrane protein 256 homolog
Exons: 4
Coding region: 52-546 (164 amino acids)
Source: RefSeq, a predicted model, not a curated record